This is a messenger RNA of Ipomoea nil (Japanese morning glory), 2046 nucleotides long. RefSeq names its product dol-P-Glc:Glc(2)Man(9)GlcNAc(2)-PP-Dol alpha-1,2-glucosyltransferase. Gene Ontology annotation, biological process: dolichol-linked oligosaccharide biosynthetic process; protein N-linked glycosylation. The coding region runs from base 111 to 1649 and encodes 512 amino acids. Gene Ontology annotation, cellular component: endoplasmic reticulum. Gene Ontology annotation, molecular function: dolichyl pyrophosphate Glc2Man9GlcNAc2 alpha-1,2-glucosyltransferase activity. The transcript is spliced from 8 exons. NCBI's taxonomy places the organism in Eukaryota, Viridiplantae, Streptophyta, Magnoliopsida, Solanales, Convolvulaceae. The record is from RefSeq and is a predicted model, not a curated record.
UUUUGGGCUUGUCUUCUUCCGUUCUUCCAGCUUUGAUUUCUUCAAUUCCCAGCCGAAUUGCCGGAACUUUCAGGCUCGCGGCUGUGGAGGAAGGAAAGAGGGGAGAGGAAAUGGGGAAAAUCAAAGUCUCACUGAUUGUAAGCUUGUGGGUGAUACCCGUAUCGAUUCUAGUCAGUCGCAUUGUUCCGGAGCCUUACAUGGAUGAGAUAUUUCACAUACCUCAAGCUCAACAGUACUGCAAAGGGAAUUUCAGGAGUUGGGAUCCAAUGAUCACCACUCCCCCUGGCUUGUACUUUGUUUCACUUGCUCAUGUUGCCUCUCUGUUUCCAGGGCUAUUCUCUAUGCAACUGGCCUCAUCAUUUUCAGAAACUUGUUCCACUCCAAUUUUGCGCUCCAUCAAUGGUGUUUUGGCUGUAAUUUGCAGCAUACUUGUUUAUGAUAUAAUCACCCAUCUAUCGCCAGGUCUUAGUGACAGGAAAGCAACUCUUCGAGCAGUUGUCUUAGCUUUGUAUCCCCUUCAUUGGUUUUUCACAUUUCUUUAUUAUACUGACAUAGCAUCACUAGCUGCAGUACUUGCAUCAUACCUUUUGAGUCUCAAGAAGAAUUAUCCAUUCAGUGCAUUGCUCGGUGCUUUGGCUGUGCUUGUACGACAAACAAAUAUUAUUUGGGUGCUAUUCAUAGCAUGCACUGGGGUUUUAGAUUUUUGUCUUGCUCAUCGGAAGGACAACAUGGUGUAUGCUGACUUCAAAGUAGUUCAGGAAGACACUUUGUCAUCCUCUAGUCAAAGUUCCACCAUGGGCUCGAACGUGAGAAAACGAAGAACUGUUAGUCAUGCAAAUAGGAAAAGCCAUUUGAAUGGCCAAACAACUGCCAGUUCCACACACCAUAUAUCAGAACAUACAGAGUUGUUUGAUGAGAUAAGGGAAGUUAUUUCAUCAUCAUGGAAGAUGAAGUGGGAUCUUUUGGCUUCCUUUAGUCCAUUCUUUAUAACUUUGGUGGCUUUUGUCACUUUUGUUUAUUGGAAUGGCAGUAUAGUUCUUGGUGCAAAGGAAGCUCAUGCUGUUUCCCCACAUUUUUCACAAGUUCUGUAUUUUAGUUUGGUUUCUGCCAUUUUUAUGGCACCUGUGCACUUCUCGUUUAGGCAAUUUAUACUGCUAGUUCAGUCAUUCUGGAAGAAUAAACUGAUCAGCCUCUUUAAAUUGUCCGUGGCCUUGGCUGCUGGCUUAAUCUCUGUGCACUUUUUCAGCAUUGCUCAUCCGUAUCUCCUGGCCGAUAAUCGACACUAUCCCUUUUAUCUUUGGAGAAAAGUCAUUAAUCGUUACUGGUUCAUGAAGUACCUUCUUGUUCCAAUUUACAGCUAUCUGUGGCUUUCGAUCUUGAGUAUCUUAGUAAAAAGUCAGAAGAAGAUAUGGGUGGUGGCAUACUUUUUGGCUACUGCUGCUACCCUUAUUCCUGCUCCACUGAUCGAAUUCAGAUACUAUACCAUUCCAUUCUUCUUCCUGAUUCUCCAUUCCCAUGUUAAUGAUGACAGAAGUUGGAUUCUGAUGGGGUUGCUGUAUGCUGCUGUUAAUUGCUUCACAAUGUUCAUGUUCUUGUUUCGACCGUUUUCCUGGACCCAUGAACCUGGUGUACAGAGGUUUAUAUGGUAGCCAGAUCCUGAAGAGUUCAAAUGGCAUUUAACCAAGCAUUUUAUGUUGUUAGACAUCUGCUAGCAUCAUAAUCAGUGGUCUAUCUUGCUUUAGGAUGCAACAUCUUGUUCCCAACUCCACACUGGCAAAUCUGGUCUUCAACCAUCAGUUUCUUACUUCUUCAUUAAAUGUAAUUUGGUCCUAUACUACCAAGCCCAAAGUGUUUUUGUCUAAAGGGGCAUAGGGAAAACAAAUAGUGAAAUCCGGUUUUGGCUUUUCUUCUUUGUUGGGACAAGAAACUAAUUGUAUCAUUACUGAAAAUUUUGUCUUCAUUAUGAUAUGAUUACUAUAGGAAACAAAUCUCUAAGCUGUGCACCAGUCAGAUUUAACUUCUGAUUUCUAAUUUGGAGGUCUCAUA